Messenger RNA from Brienomyrus brachyistius, 6852 nucleotides. Its product is annotated as myotubularin-related protein 13-like. The transcript is spliced from 42 exons. Bases 195 to 5885 code for a protein of 1896 amino acids. The record is from RefSeq and is a predicted model, not a curated record. NCBI's taxonomy places the organism in Eukaryota, Metazoa, Chordata, Actinopteri, Osteoglossiformes, Mormyridae.
GUGCACCUCCGUCUGCGGGUUUGGGAUACCCGGUGCACGGUUCUUUCCUCCGUUUACACCCCACGCCCAUGCCUGCGCUUCUGUCCUGUCGCACGCAGGCGCAAUGCCGCCACCAGUGUCAAACAUGGCUGUCCUCUUAGGAAGACUAAAAUGCUGAAUUGUCCCGAUAGAUGCCGUGAGAAAGGGACGCGAUCAUGGCGAGGCUGGCCGAUUAUUUGAUCGUCGUGGGAUACGAUCAUGAGAAGGCGGGACCUGGAGAAGGACGUGGGAAGAUUCUGCAGCGCUUCCCAGAAAAGGACUGGGAUGGCACGCCCUGCCCUCAGGGACUGGAAAUGUUCUGCCAACCCAGUGGCUGGAGGCUCUCCCGUGAGAGGAAGCAGCCCACCUUCUUCACCACGGUGCUGACCGACAGCGACUCCGACCGCCACUACUGCUCCUGCCUGACCUUCUAUGAGGCCGACGUAAACCUUCAGGGAAGAAAGGCCAUGUCCUCAGCGGACCAGGAGGACGAGGAGCCAGAGGAAAACGGUUUAAUCCAGCCGGCCGCGCUGUUUGCGCCCAAAAGCCUUGUCCUUGUCUCCCGGCUGGAUUUCCCUGAAGUAUUUAGGGGCUGCUUGGGCCUCCUGUACACUGUCUACAUCGACAGCCUUGGCCCUCCACUGGAGGCGCUGGUGGCCUCCCUCCUCACGUGCCUUGUCCCCCUGGCCGCUGGGUCCCAGAAACUCUUCUCCCUGGGGGCGGGAGACCGGCAGCUGAUCCAGACGCCACAGAACUGCAACUUGCCGGUCAGCGGUAGGACUGUCAGUCUGCUCUUCCAGCAGCUAGGGAUCCAGAAUGUUCUCUGCCUCUUUUCCGCUGUCCUGACGGAACACCGGGUUCUGUUUCACUCCACCAGCUCCCAGCGCCUUAGCGACGCCUGUAGGGCUCUGGAGUCCCUCAUGUUCCCACUCAAGUACAGUUACCCCUACAUUCCCAUUCUCCCUUCCUGCCUGCUGGAGAUGCUAAGCUCACCGACCCCCUUCAUCAUUGGGGUGCACUCCGUCUUCCAGAGUGAGAUACAGGACCUGCUGGAUGUCAUCAUUGCUGACCUGGAUGGAGGGACGAUCAAGAUCCCAGAGUGCAUCCACUUGUCCCACCUCCCUGAGCCCCUGCUGAAUCAGACCCAGUCGGCCCUGUCGAUGGUUCUGCACCCAGACCUCGAGAUGGCUGAUAAGGCCUUCCCCCCACCCCCGGCGGCCUCCUCCAAUAUGAAACUUCUGGACAAGGAGGUACGUGCUGUGUUCCUCAGACUGUUUGCGCAGCUCUUCCAGGGCUACAGGUCCUGCCUGCAGCUCACCCGCAUCCACGCUGAGCCGGUCAUCCACUUCCACAAGACAGCCUUCCUGUGCCAAAGGGGCUUGAUCGAGAAUGAUCUACUCACCAAAGUGCUUGAUAGCAUGGCCUUCAGUGGCUUCAUUUCAGAGAGGGGCUCCCCCUACAGGGCUUGCGACAUUUUUGAUGAGCUGGUCGCCUUUGACUUUGAGCGGUUUAAGGAGGAUGAGGAGAGCCCAGUUAAGCUUCAGAAGCACAUCCGUGAACUUGCUGAGCAUCUGUACAAGAACGAGAACCCCAGCCCCCAUACAGCUUUCCAGAAGGUUCCGCGACCCUCCGAGGGAUCACACUUGCGGGUUCACGUAGUUCCCUUCCCUAGGCUGGACCCAGAGCGUGUUGAGGCCUUUCUACAGCAGGGAUUGGUUAAGAACCAAGGAGCCCCUGUUCCCUGUAGUCGUCCUAUGAGGAAGUGCGUGGUUCCUGCUGGCCAACCUGUGGUGCCAAUCCUUGGCAAGGUGGGUUCUGUCUUCAACAGUGCCCGAAGACUGGAGGUGGUAAGAACCUGCAUUGUGUCCAUCUUCGACAACAAGACUCUGGAGACGGAGAAGAUCCUUCCUGCAGCUCUCCGUGCCCUAAAGGGUAAGGUGGCUUGCCAGUGCCUGACUGAUGAGCUGGGCCAACAUGUACAGCAGAACCGGGUCAUCCUGGACCACCAGCAGUUCGACUAUGUUGUGCGCAUGAUGAACUGUGCUUUGCAGGACUGUUCCAGCUCGGAGGAGUUCAGUGUUGCCGCGGCGCUGUUGCCCUUGACGACCGCCUUUUACCGGAAACUGGCGCCAGGGGUGAACCAGUUCGCCUACACUUGUGUACAAGAUCAUCCCAUUUGGACAAACCAGCAGUUCUGGGAGGCCACCUUCUACCAUGAAGUCCAGAAUCAAAUCCGUGCCCUCUAUCUUAAUUCACCUGAGGAGAAGCCGGGCAUGAUGUCCAAGACGAAGAAUGGGGGUUCCUCUGUCCCAGCUGCAAGCGCUGACUCGGAGCCCACUGCCAUGGACCUGGCGGCAGAACAACUGCGUGCCUGGCCAAGCCUCAGCAAGGAGAAACAGCAGGAACUGGUCAAGAAUGAGGAGAGCACAGUCUUCAGCCAGGCCAUACACUAUGCCAGCCUCAUGGUCUACCUGUUGGUGCCUUUGGAUGCCAGCAAGAACAAGCUGCUGCGCUCUGGGCCCGGAGCUGAUUGGGAGAGUGGCAGCAAUAGCAUCAUCACCAACAGCAUCGCGGGCAGCGUGGCGGACAGCUUCGACGCAGAGAGCGGCUUCGAGGACGCGGAGGGCAGCGACACCGCCAACGCCGUCACACGCUUCGUGGCCCGCUUCGUGGACAAAGUGUGCACAGAGAGCUCCGUCACGCAGGAGCACAUCAAGACCCUGCACAGCAUGAUCCCAGGAAUUGUGGCCAUGCAGAUGGAGGCCGUGGAGGCUGUCCACGGGGAAAGCAGGAGACUUCCCCCCAUCCAGAAGCCCAAGAUCCUUAAGCCAAUGUUGCUUCCGGGGGAGGAGUUUGUGUCGGAGGGUCUGCGUGCAGUGCUGGACCCCGAUGGACGGGAAGGGGCCUUGGGGGGUCCACACAUCCUGCCUGCUGAGGGGGCGCUUUUCCUCACCAGCUACCGUGUCAUCUUCAAGGGUAGCCCUCACGACCCGCUUGUGGGAGAGCAGGUGGUCAUCAGGAGCUUCCCCAUCUCCACCCUGACCAAGGAGAAGAAGAUCACCGUCCAAAACCAGCUGCAGCAGAACAUGCAAGAGGGCCUGCAGAUGCGGUCCGCCUCAUUCCAGCUGAUCAAGGUGGCCUUUGAUGAGGAGGUGAGCUCCGAGAUGGUGGAGAUCUUCAAAAAGCACCUUCAGCACAUGCGAUUCCCACAGUCUAUCUUCAGCACCUUCGCCUUUGCUGCUGGCCAGGCCACACCUCAGCUCCCCACCAAGCAUAAGGAGAGGAACACGGGUUUUCGCACUAUUUCGAAGACCAUUGUGAAAGGAGCCAAGAAGGCCGGAAAGAUAACCAUCGGCCGUCAGAGUGUGAUCAGGCGAAACGAGCGAGGGAGCCGGUCGACGUGGAACGAGGACGAUGACGUCUCAGUGUCAGACGAUGGGGAGAUGCCCUCAGCCACAACGCUGAGGGCCUCGGAGAAGUCCACCAUGGAGGAGCUGGUAGAGCACGCCUGCUUCCGGGACUACCAGCGCCUGGGCCUUGGCACCAUCACCGGCAGCUCGACACGCUCCAAGAGUGGCGAGCAAUUCCGCACCACUGCUGUCAACAGGAUGUACUCGCUCUGUCGCAGCUACCCCGCACUGCUCGUGGUGCCGCAGUCCGUGCCGGACAGCAGUCUGCAGAAGGUGGCCCGCUGUUACCGCCACAACCGGCUGCCCGUGGUGAGCUGGAAACACCCUCAGACCAAGGCCCUGCUAAUGCGCUCCGGCGGCUUCCACGGCAAGGGUGUGGUCAGCCUCUUCAAGUCCCAGAACUCCUCCUCCGCAGUGCCAGCCUCAUCAUCUGAGUCCUCCAGCCUAGAACAGGAGAAGUACCUCCAGGCCAUCCUGAGCGCCAUCCCGAAUCAGCCGAAAGCGAGUGGUCACAGCAUCCUGAGUGCACGCUCCCUGGCUGGUCUUUCCCCAGCCAGUGAGAGGCGGGUGACAAGAAUACCCAAGGUCACCCCCGUUCACCUGGAGGCCCCAUUCUCCAACAGCUUUGCCAAAGGCGUGCUUGGAUACAAGGACAAACUAUUCACUCACUCCAACCUGAAAGCAGCUUCGAAAGGGAGAAUCCACAACCAGGGUGUUUGGUCCAGCCUUCGCUCUAGCAACAGGAUCAGCCUGCACCCGACCACAGUCGAGGUUGGUGCCAGGCUUGCCGGGAAGGACUGUUUGCAUGGGCCGCUCCCCUCCCAGGCACGCCUCCCAAGCCGCCAGGCAUCUCUCUACGUGUUCGGGGAGAAAUCGCACCUCAAGGGCUUCAAACCAGACACGGCCCUGGGCUGUGAGUUGGUUCCGGUUGAUCUGGCGGACACGCGGCAGGUAAAAGCUUCCUUCAAGAAGCUUCUGCGGGCUUGCCUUCCCAGUUCUCCACCCUCUGACAGCCCUGAAGGAUUCCUUAAGACACUAGAGGAGUCAGAGUGGUUUACCCAGCUCCACCGGAUCUUGCAGCUGACUUUGGCUGUGGUGACCCUACUAGAUAUCGGCUCAUCAGUGCUGCUGAGUCUGGAAGAUGGCUGGGACCUCACCACCCAGGUGGUAUCCCUGGCACAGCUGUUCAGUGACCCCUUCUACCGAACCCUGGAGGGUUUCCAGACACUACUGGAGAAGGAAUGGCUGUCCUUUGGACACAAAUUCAGCCAACGGAGCAACCUGGCCCCCAAUACCCAAGGCAGCGGCUUCACGCCCAUCUUCCUGCAAUUUCUGGACUGCGUACACCAGAUCCACCACCAGUACCCCUGGGAGUUUGAGUUCAACCAGUAUUACCUGAAGUUCCUAGCAUAUCACCACGUUUCCAGCCGCUUCAAGAACUUCCUCCUGGAUUCUGAUUAUGAGCGGCUGGAGCACGGGACACUGUUGGAGGACAAAGGAGCCAAACAGGCUAAGACUGGGAUCUGCAUCUGGGACUGCAUCUCCCGGAUUCACCGGAGAUCCCCCGUGUUCUUUAACUACCUGUACAGCCCCAAGCAGACUGAGCCAGUGCUCAGGCCCUGUGUGGGCAUCCCCAGCCUCAUCCGCUGGGAGUACUUUAUGGGGGAGACCUUGUCCACGGGGCCAUCCUACGACUGGAGGAUGGCGGCUCACAGUCCGGAAGGUGAUGCCCAGACCGACAACACACUGGCGGCCAGUGGGGGGCGCAGAAGGAUCGUGUGGCCCUGCUACAGCAGCGUGAGCCGGGCCCAGCCAGACGCCAUCACCAGGCUGCUGGCAGAAGUGGAGAAGCUGGAGCACCGGCUGAACCAGGUGCCAGAGCGCUGGCAGAGUACGCUGGAGAGGGCAAAGGUGGCCGCCAUGGACGAACUGCGUGAGGAAAGCAGGAUCCGUAAGGCAUCCCUCCCCAUCUCGGGCCUGGCCUCCGCCUCUGCCCCACCCACCUCCCAGCACUGCCCCCUGCUGCACCUAGCUGAUGACAACCUGGCCGAGGAUGGGGAGCACUCCGCCUCCAACGGGGUACACCGCCGGGCAGCCACACUCUACAGCCAGUUCACCCCCAGGACCGAGGAGAACCGGUCAUACGAGGGCGUCCUCUUCAAACGUGGGGCCCUGCUGAAGGGCUGGAAGCCACGGUGGUUUGUGUUGGACGUCACUAAGCAUCAGAUGCGGUAUUACGACACGGGUGAGGACACGACCUGCAGGGGCCACAUUGACCUGGCAGAGGUGGAGUCUGUCCUGAUGGCCACGCCCACGAUGGGAGCACCCAAGCACAUCAGCGAGAAGGCCUUCUUCGACCUAAAGACCACCAGGCGGACCUACAACUUCUGCGCCGCGGAUGCAGCGAGCGCCCAGCAGUGGGUGGACCGCAUUCAGACGUGCAUCUCGGACGCAUAACACCCCCUGCCGUCAGAGCGCUGGAGGAAGCACUGGUGCCCCCCAGUGCAGAUGGGUGGAUGGCGCAGGCUGCUACUCGUUCUAUAUGACUGAAUACAAAGGGGACAGAGACCAGUAUUAGCUAUUAGCUAUCACCUGCUGCCUGCAGAUGCAAUAAGAAUGAAGCAGCUGGUUGAAAAUGCACUAAACAACAAUGUGGUUAUUUGCACUUAAACGUAACAUAUGCAUCCCUUAUAAUAACACCAGCAAGACCAAGCUAUAUCGUUUGAUUAAACAUCUAUAUGACCAUUCAGGGCAGAGUUAUAAUUUGCACACUAAAGCUCAGCAUAUCGCUUUAAUUCCAUAACUACUACCCAAGAAAAAAAAAAUGCAAAUUCCACAUUAACCCUUAGCAGCUCAACUUUGAAGUGGUGAUUUGUUUACAUACUGUGUUGUCUCUUAUGUGUGUCAGGGCUCAGUGAAGAGUUUUCAUGUUUUUUGGAACCACGUAUGUAAAUAUCCUGUACUGGAGCAUUUUAUACUUUUUACAUACGUGUAACGAAGCAUUUAUUUUUACAUAACUGUAGCUGAAAGGAGACUGACUACUUUUUAACGCCUUAUGCCGACACUCACUCACUGAGAGCCACGCAGGCUUGUUUUCCUCCAAAAUCAAAGCCCGAUCUUUCCCCGUAACCUUUCUCAUAAUGUACGCAGCCGGCCCGUAACUGGGUGAAAUGAUUUAUCACGCUUCCAGUUCUUACGCCCUUUCAGUGACAGUACUGACAUAAUCUGGAUAUCGCGUCAGAAGUCCUCGAAGUGCCUGAACUCCCCGCUUCAGGCUGUGUUGUUAGUGGAAGGUGUUGUAAAAUUUAAAAAGAAAAUAUAGCGACAGACUUCAGUCAUGUGGGCCUGACAGCCUGUCAUUGCUCUAAAACAGCCACCUCUUUUGCCAAAAAAUGAGACUAUUAAAUAAACCAGUUCUGUUCUC